UAUAUUUUCUGAAUUAGUUGUGCAGGUUCCACUUUGAAUUGUGGUUGAGUCCAAUUGCCCAACUAACAUGUAUUAUGCAUAUUUCUAUAGAUAGCUAUCUUGUAUGAUUUUUUUUUUUUUCACUUUCAAUUGCAAGGGUAUUACUUAGCUUCAUGAACUCUGUAAUUAAGGUGAUUAACAAAAUUUUAGUCUAUCAGCCAACAUAGUUCUAAAACUUGCCAUGUCAGUCUAACUCAGUCGAAUUUUGGAUCACCAUUAGUACUCGAUAACCAAUUUAAAUGGGAAAAUUUAAAGGGUUAUUCUUGAAAUUCCUUUUGGAGGGAAAAAAGAUCAUGCUGUCCUCAGUUGGGAUCAGAGAUAUAAGAUUGCUAUCAAUGUAGCUGAGGCACUUGAUUAUCUACAUAGCCGUAGUGCUUAGUCUGUUAUCCAUAGGGAUGUGAAAUCAUUGAACCUCCUUCUGGUUGAUGAUUUUGAGCCACAGAAUACAAAUGACCAUAUCGCUUGGGACUAGGAGUGAUGAAGUGCAAGUGCAAAAUGCAGUACCCCUGUAUGUUCUGUUGGCAAAACCUGUUUCUGAUAUUACAGUUUCAGAGCAUUCUGCAGUUUAUCAGCUCAGGAGGACAUGCAUUCUGAAAGCUUUCUCUGAGUUUGGGAGUGGAGAUAAAAAAGAAGCCACCUUUGUUAUUCCUGAGCUUAGGAAGUUGUCAGCUGAUGGCAAAGCUGGCAAUCUGACCGUCUUACUUUUUCUUCAGGGGAACUUGCAAUUACUUCUAGUGAAAGUGAUCUACUCAAAGACCAAUUCGAUCUGGCAUCUUUUCCAUCUUCCACUGGAUGUUGACGUUGAAUUCAUCCAUCCAGUGAUUAUGGCCGUUAGCAGAGGAAAGCUUCCACUGCUGAUGACGCACCAGAACUCUUCCAACUACAGCUCCAACAUGUUGGCUGAUUUCUCUGAGAUGGACUAG
Magnolia sinica is the source of this 962-nucleotide messenger RNA. Its product is annotated as polycomb group protein EMF2B-like. Gene Ontology annotation, cellular component: nucleus. Bases 465 to 962 code for a protein of 165 amino acids. Gene Ontology annotation, molecular function: chromatin DNA binding. The transcript is spliced from 5 exons. The record is from RefSeq and is a predicted model, not a curated record. Lineage: Eukaryota; Viridiplantae; Streptophyta; Magnoliopsida; Magnoliales; Magnoliaceae.